This is a messenger RNA of Rubroshorea leprosula, 1034 nucleotides long. NCBI's taxonomy places the organism in Eukaryota, Viridiplantae, Streptophyta, Magnoliopsida, Malvales, Dipterocarpaceae. The record is from the annotation of a GenBank genome assembly.
CUUCUUUCAAUCUACCAAGGUCAUAGAUACUAAUGAAAAUCAAGAAUAAGAUGGAACUAAAGAGACCAACCCCAAUGAGGAGCUCCACUAUUACACGAGAUCAUAUUAGAUAUUAUGACUUCCAUCAAGACCAUGCCCACAUGACUGAAGAAAGCAAUAACCUAAAAUCUAAGUUGGAAGAUCUAACCCCAAUAGGAACGUUGAGUGAAUACAUCCAGAAGGCAGAUCAACCUAGAUUCAUUAGAGUACAAGGACCACAACCACAAGGAUCCCAUAAUGCAAACAACAAAGAGGGAGUUGGGUAUCAACAAGCUCCACCACCCCUUCCUUUUCCAGCCAAAAUUAUUCACCUGAUAAUGGAUGGACUUGAAGUAGGAGGUUUGAGUUCCAAGCAACGAAAAUUGUAUGUCAGAGAAGUCAAGCACCAAAGCCGAGCUCAGAAGAGGAACUUUGACGAUGUAAAAUGGAAGAACCAGCCUAUAACUUUCAUAUCUGCUGACUUUGAAGGGGUUGUAACACCACACAAUGAUCCAUUGGUCACUUCCAUCAUGAUUAACAAUUGUGAAGUACAACAUGUCCUUGUUGACACUGUGUCUAUGCACAAGCUCAGCACCAAUCCCUUGAAAAAGCCAGUUGCACAGAAUCGACGUCUCUUUGGGGGAGAGAGGCUUAAGGUGAUUAAGGAGGAGGUAGAGAAACUCUUACGAGCUAGCUUUAAAACAGGGGUUGAUUAUUGUGAAUGGGUUGCCAACCUUGUUUUACUCAAAAAGGGUAAUGGUAAAUGGAGGAUGUGCAUCAACUACACUGAUCUCAACUAGGCCUGUCUUAAGGACUGCUACCCAAUGCCAAGUAUUGAUAAGUUGGUUAAGGCAGCAUCUAGGCAUGAGAUAUUAAGUCUCUUAGAUGCAUACUCAGGCUAUCAUCAAGUCUUGAUGGUCCAAGAAGAUGAGAAAAAAAAACUUCCUUCUAUGUUGGUGAUGAAAUCCACUGUUACGUCAUGAUGCCUUUUAGUUUAAAAAAUGCAAGUGUUACCU